Carlito syrichta (Philippine tarsier) is the source of this 1678-nucleotide messenger RNA. RefSeq names its product paired box 7 (gene PAX7). NCBI's taxonomy places the organism in Eukaryota, Metazoa, Chordata, Mammalia, Primates, Tarsiidae. The annotation marks the transcript as partial. Gene Ontology annotation, molecular function: RNA polymerase II cis-regulatory region sequence-specific DNA binding; DNA-binding transcription factor activity, RNA polymerase II-specific. Gene Ontology annotation, biological process: regulation of transcription by RNA polymerase II; anatomical structure development. The record is from RefSeq and is a predicted model, not a curated record. The transcript is spliced from 10 exons.
AACCCGCCAGCCGCCGAGUCCCCAAAUUGGGGGGAUCGAGCCUGGAUUAGUGCGCCGGAUGUCCCCCAACCUUCUACUUCCCGAACUUACAGCUAUCAAAGCUCCAAAUGUGAGGACCACGGAGAGCCACAUGUCCACCCCGCUCGGCCAAGGCCGGGUCAAUCAGCUCGGAGGGGUCUUCAUCAACGGGCGACCCCUGCCCAACCACAUACGCCACAAGAUAGUAGAGAUGGCCCACCAUGGCAUCCGGCCCUGUGUCAUCUCCCGCCAGUUGCGUGUCUCCCACGGCUGUGUCUCCAAGAUCCUCUGUCGCUACCAGGAAACCGGGUCCAUCCGGCCCGGGGCCAUCGGCGGCAGCAAGCCCAGACAGGUGGCGACUCCGGACGUGGAGAAGAAGAUUGAGGAGUACAAGAGGGAAAACCCGGGCAUGUUCAGCUGGGAGAUCCGGGACCGGCUGCUGAAGGAUGGGCACUGCGACCGCAGCACCGUGCCCUCAGGUUUAGUGAGUUCCAUUAGCCGUGUGCUCAGAAUCAAGUUCGGGAAGAAAGAGGAGGAGGACGAAGCGGACAAGAAGGAGGACGACGGCGAGAAGAAAGCCAAGCACAGCAUCGACGGCAUCCUGGGCGACAAAGGGAACCGGCUGGACGAGGGCUCAGACGUGGAGUCGGAACCUGACCUCCCGCUGAAGCGCAAGCAGCGUCGCAGCCGCACCACGUUCACGGCCGAGCAGCUGGAGGAGCUGGAGAAGGCCUUCGAGAGGACCCACUACCCCGAUAUCUACACCCGCGAGGAGCUGGCGCAGAGGACCAAGCUGACGGAGGCGCGCGUCCAGGUCUGGUUCAGCAACCGCCGCGCCCGCUGGCGUAAGCAGGCAGGAGCCAACCAGUUGGCAGCGUUCAACCACCUCCUGCCAGGAGGCUUCCCGCCCACCGGCAUGCCCACACUGCCCCCCUACCAGCUGCCGGACUCUACCUACCCCACCACCACCAUCUCCCAAGACGGGGGCAGCACUGUGCACCGGCCCCAGCCCCUGCCGCCGUCCACCAUGCACCAGGGCGGGCUGGCCGCAGCUGCUGCAGCCGCCGACACUAGCUCUGCCUAUGGAGCCCGCCACAGCUUCUCCAGCUACUCCGACAGCUUCAUGAACCCAGCGGCGCCCUCCAACCACAUGAACCCAGUCAGCAACGGCCUGUCUCCUCAGGUGAUGAGCAUCCUGAGCAAUCCCAGUGCGGUGCCCCCGCAGCCGCAGGCCGACUUCUCCAUCUCCCCGCUGCACGGAGGCCUGGACUCGGCCACCUCCAUCUCAGCCAGCUGCAGCCAGCGGGCCGACUCCAUCAAGCCGGGGGACAGCCUGCCCACCUCCCAGGCCUACUGCCCGCCCACCUACAGCACCGCCGGUUACAGCGUGGACCCCGUGGCCGGCUACCAGUACGGCCAAUACGGCCAGACUGCCGUUGAUUACCUGGCCAAAAACGUGAGCCUCUCCACACAGCGCCGCAUGAAGCUUGGAGAGCACUCUGCCGUGCUGGGACUCCUGCCUGUGGAAACUGGCCAGGCCUACUAGGGCCCCUGGGGCGAUUUGCCCCAGCCCAAGCCCCAGCCCAACCCUUUCUGGCCCCUGGGCCUCCCAGCCUCAGCUCCCUUGCCCCUCUGGGUCCCAGGAGGCCGGGAAAGGAGC